Messenger RNA from Phycomyces blakesleeanus NRRL 1555(-), 612 nucleotides. RefSeq lists its product as hypothetical. The record is from RefSeq and is a predicted model, not a curated record. The transcript has 2 exons. Bases 1 to 612 code for a protein of 203 amino acids. Lineage: Eukaryota; Fungi; Mucoromycota; Mucoromycetes; Mucorales; Phycomycetaceae.
AUGGAUGAAACCGACUAUGCCCAUCUGCUUCAGCACUACAAAACAUCCUAUGAUCUUCCCGACCUUGUCAGUUACCAAUAUGCCACGCUCACAAACUCCUUUGUUGACAAUGAAAUCACAAAGUUGAAGUUCAUUGACUUACUUGGUCAACAGUACCGUGGUAAAAACGGUUCAGCUAGUUGUGGUUCUCUUGUCCACGUAAUGUUUGUUGGUAGUGACGGUAGAAAUACCCUAGCCUAUGCUGGACAAAUACAGUAUCUCUUCACACACUCCUUUACACACCCUUCUAACAGCAAUCUCCACCUGACUCGCAUGGUUCAUGAUCAUCAACAUGUAUUCGCAUAUAUCAAGUGGUUUAAUACUUCCUCUGAUAGAUUGCGUGAGGAUGACGGUCUUGAGUUUUGUCUCCCCACCUUCUCCCCCGAUAGUCGCCAUUGCAUUGUACCUGUGCACCGCAUCUUUUUAGAGAUUGCUACAGCCAGGAUUACUACAAGUAGAAAUGUUAGUAAGAUGUUAAGCCCGUCUCUAAGAGCCCACCGAGGAAAAUUGGGGCUAAUGUUAUCCGGGACUGCUGAGUUGGACACACUAGUAGUGAUCCUACGGAUCCUUUGA